AUGUUGGAUAAUACACCAUGUUUUCCUGAUAUUGAACAAACACUCAUUCGUUAUUUUCCUAAAUUAAGGAAUAAAUUUUCCAUGUUGUUAAAAUAUCAUCCCAUAAUCGAUUGUGAACAUGGUCGCUAUUUAUUAUUAAAUAAUGCACCGGGUUCUCAGACUUCCGAUGGGACUGGAUCAAGAUUAUUGUGGUAUUUAGGUGUUCUCAAUAUAGCAUAUAAAUUCAAUUUAACCCUAGUACAUUUUGAGUGGACUGCUGGACAUAGUGAUGAGGAAAACAAUGACGAUAGAGAAAAAUAUUGGCAAUUUUUUCAUUGGCAAAUUCCAUCGUUAGCUUAUCACGCAUGCCCAAAAAAUUCAUCUAUUAAACGAAAUAUAUUUAAAUAUGAUUUAAUAUGGAAUCAAACAUUUGAUCAAAAACAUAUUGGCAAACAACCGUUUACAAUCAAAUCAUAUUUGAAAAAGAAAUUCGAUGAUUUCAUAGCUAAUCUUUCGCAAAGUAAUAUCGGUUUUACAUUUUAUUCUAGUCGAACUGCUACUAUCACAUCAUCAUUAAUGGAAAUAGGUGUCGUUUUUGAAAUUCGAUGGUGGUUACAACAUCGCAAACAGUACAACACUCGUACAGGUGUCUGGUCAGGUAUUCCGAUUUCGUCUAAUUAUCAACCAAUUGAUUAUUUUCCAUAUAUAAAAUCAAAUACAAUCAAAGCAAAUAGUAAUAUUAGUAGUGUUUUUUUUCAACGUGUUCAAUGUUCAACAAUUAAUGUACGUGAUGUUCUAUUGAUUGGAGUACAUAUACGUCUUAGUGAUGUUGUAAGACGAGAUAAUCAAGGUCGUAUACUAUCGAGUAAUCUACGUCGUUACAUAGCUAAUUCUGCUUAUACAUCAUUAUUAAUUUCUAUCAUCAAUGCAUUACCUAUUCAAAUGCGAAAUAAGUAUUUAAUUACAAUUUAUAGCGAAGGUGUCAUAGAUGAUUUUCAUGAUAUACUGAUGCAUUUAAGCAAAGUUUCGCCUGGUUCACGUUGUCAUGUUUCGUUUUUCUUAAACGGUCGAACAUCGGAAGCAUUUAAUCGUCUAGUACGUGAUGAUAUUUUGAUUGGUGGAUUGAGUACAUUUAGUCUUGCUUCGGGUAUAUUUAAUAGUCGACAAUUAAAAUUAGGACCAUAUCAUAACCAAGCAAGAGCACAUGGAAUGAGAAAUUAUUUACGUUUAAUUUUAGACAGAAACCAUACGAAAUUUCAAAUCACAAAAGAAAAAGAAAGACUAAUCAAACAAAGAAUAGAAUAUGUCUGGGAACAAAAACAAGCGCAACAAAAGACUCCGAUUCCAUUAUGGUUAGAUAAUUAUUCAUCGAAUUAUACAGAAGAAUUUAUGUUAAUUUAA
Molecule: messenger RNA, 1380 nt
Organism: Rotaria sp. Silwood2
Lineage: Eukaryota; Metazoa; Rotifera; Eurotatoria; Philodinida; Philodinidae
Source: the annotation of a GenBank genome assembly